This is a messenger RNA of Spizellomyces punctatus DAOM BR117, 771 nucleotides long. RefSeq lists its product as uncharacterized. Gene Ontology annotation, molecular function: fatty acyl-CoA hydrolase activity. The transcript has 2 exons. The coding region runs from base 19 to 468 and encodes 149 amino acids. The record is from RefSeq and is a predicted model, not a curated record. Lineage: Eukaryota; Fungi; Chytridiomycota; Chytridiomycetes; Spizellomycetales; Spizellomycetaceae.
GGCAAUGCCGAAGACAUUAUGCCGGAAUCCGACGUAGAACUUGUUGGCCGCAUUCAAGAUGUCAUCUCAACACUUUCAAGUGGAGACUCUGAGAGAUACGGUACUGAAACAAUUCGAAAACUCAAGGUGGUUCAAGCACGUCCUGGCCAACUUGUAUUUGAAGUGACCGUUACAAAGGACCUUUUGAACCACUUUGGUGCACUUCAUGGGGCAGCUAUAGCUCUGAUGGUAGACUUUUGUACAUCGUUGGCCUUAAUUUCUGCGGGAAAAGAUGCCGGAGCAAGCGUGGAUCUCAGCACGCAAUAUCUCUCUAGUGCUAGAGAAGGCGAUGUUGUACUUGUAUCUGCCGAUAUUGUGAAGACCGGAGGGACCCUUGCGUUCACCAAAACUGUGAUAUGUGCCAAGGAUAGCGGGAAAAUAAUUGCAAGUGGAACACAUAUGAAGUUUAUAAAGGCUUCCAAGCUGUAGAUCCAGCUGUAUAUCCAAGCUGUAGAUUGUGUAGAUAUCAGAUCAAGUACCGGUGGUGAUGGUUCAUCUCCUGGGAGGCAGUAGGCGUCAUCAGGGCCAUAGUCGUCUGUACGGUCAUGAGCCGUGUGCGCGAGAACACGGAUGUGAAAACAAGUUUUACAUCUUAGUGAUGCGGUGUUAGAUACUCAAAUGAUAGACAUUAGGCAGUAAAAGCAAAAUCAUCGAUACUGCUACUUUUCAAUACAUUCUAAGGGGGGUAUUUGACAGCCACACUCGUAACGAGGAACGCCGCCCCAUUGGAAG